Messenger RNA from Oryzias latipes (Japanese medaka), 5469 nucleotides. It is a transcript of the gene met, whose product is annotated as MET proto-oncogene, receptor tyrosine kinase. NCBI's taxonomy places the organism in Eukaryota, Metazoa, Chordata, Actinopteri, Beloniformes, Adrianichthyidae. Gene Ontology annotation, biological process: semaphorin-plexin signaling pathway; cell surface receptor protein tyrosine kinase signaling pathway; protein phosphorylation. Gene Ontology annotation, cellular component: plasma membrane; semaphorin receptor complex. Gene Ontology annotation, molecular function: transmembrane receptor protein tyrosine kinase activity; protein binding; ATP binding. The record is from RefSeq and is a predicted model, not a curated record.
CGCUGCGCUGCCAGCUCUCACUCACUCACAUACAGAGUUGAACCCGCGCGCUGCAGAGAAAGUGACUGGCUGUUCGUUGCUGUCUAACAGAGAAAAAAAACCGUGGAAAGAAACUCUGAAUAGAGGAAGAUUGGUUUCGGCCGUCAUAAAAACGGCAAUAAAGCCAGGGAUUUUAGCUUGAAAUUCUUUUUUAACUGUGUUUGGGGAAUACGGCAUCGGAGUAUGAACUGAGGAGCGGCGGUGUUGCUCAUUAACAGGAUGGAUUCCCUUCUCUACUCCAUGUUGCUGUGGGUCCUUUGUCCCAGUGUGAGAGGCUGGUGUGACCAUGCAUCUGAGAGGACAGAUCUCAACCUUUCUGUCACUUACGACCUCCCAACAUUCACUGCAGACUUUCCAGUCCAGAACAUGGUGAUUGUGGAUGGGAUCAUCUAUGUCGGUGCAAUAAACAGGAUUUAUGCCUUAGCCCCUAACCUGACAAAACUAUCAGAGUACCACACAGGACCACUGUCGGCUAACGAGACCUGCGGCCAGACACAGGCCAGAAGGAACAGCAAUGAGAAGGUUGACAACCACAACAUUGCUUUAGUGGGUGAGAAGAUGUACGACCAAGGCUUGUACAGCUGUGGCUCUGUAGACAAUGGAGUCUGCCGUCGCCAUGUCCUGAACGAGGGCAAUGGCCUGAAAACCGUUGAUGAAGAUGUAUAUUGCUUUGCAGACAAGGUGCAGCUGGGUAACGGUCAGCCCAGUGACUCUGAUAUGGUUGUGAGCCCAUCAGGGUCUCAGGUGCUCAACGUGGAGAGCAACUUUAUACACUUUUUUGUUGGGAACUCUGAAAUUCCAGGUAAAGACAACGUAAAAGGCAUGACAACACAUCCUCACACCAUCUCGCUGCGGAAGAUGAGGACAAGCCAAGAUGGUUUCACUUUUGAGUCCGGCUCCUCAUACAUGGACCUGAUUCCGUCCCUAAGAGGAAACUAUUACCUGCGCUAUGUUUACUCAUUCCACAGUGGACCCUUCACCUACUUCCUCACCGUACAAAAGGUGAGCUGGGACUCUCAAGCCUACCAUACACGCAUCGUCCGGAUGUGCUCCUCCGACAAGUCCAUCCGUCGCUAUGUGGAGAUGCCCCUGGAGUGCAUCAGCACUAACAAGAGGCGGCGACGCUCUGGAAGCCUUAAGGUCUUUAACAUUCUGCAGGCUGCUCAUUUCACAAGGGUGGGAAAAGACGAAGAGAAGCUGUUUGCCGCCUUUGCCCAAGGAAAGCCAAACUCUCCGGAGCCAACCGCCAACUCAGCCAUCUGCAUUAUGACCAUAAAACAAAUCAACGAGAGGUUCAGGUCAAACAUACAAGGUUGCAGCACAGUGGAGCCGUAUCACUUCACUGGAUCGGACAGGAAGUCCUGCCACAACCUGACCUCCUCAGAUGAGUGUGACAUCCAUGAAGGCAUCAGUGAGGGAAAAGAGAGUGCAUAUCGCCUGCAGGUGACCAACUUUGUCCAGAGGUUGGAGUACUGGCACACAGACUUGGCAAACACAUUAGUUACCUCAGUCCUGGCGGCUCCCGUCAAUGAUGGCGCCGUUAUAUAUCUUGGAACUGCAGACGGACGCCAUAUUCAGGUGCUGUAUUCCCGCUCCAGCUCUCCACAUGUGAAUGUUCGCCUGGACUCGAGACCCGUCUCUACCAGUGUAGUGCUGCCAGCUACGGCACACUCAAAGGGAGCCGUAAUAGUGGCCACAGGUAACAAGAUCACUAAAAUCCCGCUGAUUGGCCCUGGCUGCAGUCAGAUGACUACCUGCACGUCGUGUUUGCUGUCGUCGAAUGUGACAGAGUGCGGUUGGUGCAACGGACGGUGCACCAGAAAGAAUGAGUGUCCGUCCUCUUCCACAUGGACUCAGGACUACUGCAUGCCUGUGAUUACCAAAUUUUCUCCGGCCUCUGGACCACUGCUGGGCUCCACGAUUGUGACGAUCUGCGGCCACAACUUUGGCUUUAACAAAACGAAGACGUUCAAAGGUUCUGAGACUCUGAUGCUAUCUGUGAAUGUGGCAGGAGUGCCGUGCAAGUUCACAAAAGGGGGUACAAAGAGAUGGACUGAGAUCCAGUGUUCCCCGGCGUCGAAAGGGAACUUCACUCUGUCAGGACACAAAGUGAAAGUUACCAGCGGUAAUAAGGUGGCCACAAUGGAGAGUUUCACGUUUGUGGAUCCUGUGAUCAAUGACAUCUUUCCCACAUUUGGUCCAAAGUCUGGAAACACCAUGUUAACCAUUAGAGGGGCUUUCCUGGAUACUGGAAAUCAGCAAUCUGUGACCAUAGGGGAGAAGAUUUGUAAAAUCCAGAGUUUGACAUCCACCAUGAUCACCUGUAAGACACCUUCACAUGCUUUUACCUCAAAGGAGUGGGUGAAGCUCACAAUUGAUUCAGUUAAACGCCAAGCCGCCACGCAGUUUACCUACAAUGAAGACCCCAUCAUCAUCAACAUCCAGCCUUCACAUUCCUUCAUGAGCGGAGGCUGCACGGUGUCGGCUCGUGGCUUCUUCCUCCAAUCUGGACUUCAACCACAGAUGGUUCUCACCGUCAGUCUGAAAAACACUACAGUCUUCCAUGUGAGCUGCGUGUAUGGUGAAAACCAGACCUCCAUCCAGUGCACGACACCUUCCCUCGCCAAACUGGCUCUUCACAAAGCCGUGGUCACCAAAGUGACUUUUGUCCUGGAUGGCUACUCAACUCCUCAGCUGGACCUGGUUUAUGUGGAGGAUCCAUUAUUCCAUGACCCAAAGCUGACUUCAAAGGACAACAAGAGCAUCGUUGAGCUUAAAGGUGAUCGGAUGGACAGGGAGGCAAUGAAUUGUAAACUCCUGACCGUUUCCAACCACAGCUGUGAGAGCCUGACAGUGGUUGGAAACACUUUGGAGUGCACGGUGCCCCCUGAGCUGCAGAACAAGGAGCUGCAGGUAGAGUGGCGACAGGCAGACUCCAUCAGGACUCUGGGCAGAGUGAUGCUGGCGCAGGAGCAGGACUACACCGUCCUCAUUUUGUGCUGCAUUCUCUUCAGCUUGUUGUUGCUGCUGCUGGGAUCAGUGCUGAUGUGGAGAAGGAACAAGCAUGUUGACGAUCUGUCGGAGGUGUGGUAUGAUAGCCGGGGUCACAUCCAGCAUCUGGACCGGCUGGCAAACGCGAGGAGCGUGAGUCCCACCAAUGAAAUGGUCUCCCACGAGUCAGUGGACUAUAGAACAACUCUGCUGGAUGAUCAGGGUGUUGACAGGCCUGAGACGUGCCGGGUGCCCCCCCCUAUCUAUGGGGGUAACGGGGAGCUGCUGUCUCCUAGACUGGGAGCACUGAGCUCUGGGAUGAGCCUGGCCAUGGAGGGCGAUUUGGUGUCCCCUCUUCUGAUGGCCCCCGUCCACAUCGACCCAUCCUGCCUCCACCCAGACCUGCUUACUGAGGUGCAGCAUGUGGUGAUCACCAGGGAACAGCUGCUGCUCCACCUGAACCAGGUCAUCGGCAGAGGUCACUUCGGCUGUGUUUAUCAUGGGACGCUGCUCGAGCCAGACGGCCAGAAGCUGCACUGUGCGGUCAAGUCCCUAAAUCGCAUCACAGACUUGGAAGAGGUGUCCCAGUUCCUGAAGGAAGGGAUCAUCAUGAAAGACUUCAGUCAUCCCAACGUCCUCUCUCUGCUGGGAAUCUGCCUUCCACCAGAGGGUUCACCGCUGGUGGUUCUGCCAUAUAUGAAGCAUGGCGACCUGCGGAACUUCAUCCGUGACGAAGUGCACAACCCCACCGUGAAGGACCUGAUGGGUUUUGGGCUUCAGGUGGCCCGUGGAAUGGAGUAUCUAGCCAGCAAAAAGUUUGUCCACCGAGAUCUGGCUGCCAGGAACUGCAUGCUGGAUGAGAGCUACACAGUAAAGGUGGCUGACUUCGGCCUGGCUAGAGACAUCUAUGACAAAGAAUAUUACAGCGUCCACAACAAGAGCGGGGUCAAGCUGCCCGUCAAAUGGAUGGCUCUGGAAAGUCUGCAGACGCACAAGUUUACCACCAAGUCAGAUGUGUGGUCAUUUGGGGUGCUGCUUUGGGAGCUGAUGACUCGUGGAGCCCCGCCAUACUCUGAUGUGAACUCUUUCGACAUCACCGUGUUUCUCCUGCAGGGCAGGAGGCUGCUGCAGCCCGAGUUCUGCCCUGACGCCCUCUACACGGUCAUGGUGGAGUGCUGGCAUCCAAAGCCUGAGCGGCGGCCCUCCUUCUCAGAACUGGUGUCUCGCAUCUCUGCCAUCUUCUCCAGCUUCAGCGGAGAGCACUACGUCCUCCUGAAUACCACUUACGUCAACAUUGACAAAAUGACCCCCUACCCCUCCCUGCUCACCUCCACAGCUUCAUCCUCCUCUUCGGCUUCCUCCCCCGAGGCCUCUACCUCCACGUCCCUGCCGCCGCACUCCCCGCUCUUCUGUCACGCAGAGCGAGGAUGCUGCACCUGAGACGGUUAGAAGCCGCCGGCCAUUGGGAGGCAGAGAAGAAAAGCGUUGGAAGGGGAACUCCUGACGAGCUACUGGACGUACUCACCAAACACUGGACACUGCAUGCUGUGGAGACACGAAGUCUUGUUUUUGGAGUUCGGACUUGCUCUUCCUUCAAUGUACAUCUCAUGCAUUAACUUACAUCAGGGGUGGAGCUUCUGGACUUCCACAAUUCUGAGGCGCGGAGAGACAAACAUGCUGUAUUUUCCUCAAAGCAUCGCAAGACAGCAAAGCGGGUUUAAAACUCUGUGCUCAAGAGCUGUCACACUUCCACAAACCAUAAGGGCGGGCUGUUGAUGCAACAUCAUGGAGAGUCGUUUCUGCCUUGAGGAAACCAGCUGAGGUGGGCUGGAGGCUGACUUCAGCGGGGGAGGGGGAGGGGGGCAAAAGCAGGAUGUGCAGAAAAAAAGUUUUUGUUUGCAGAUCACUGGAUGAUUUAUUUAUGUUGUUAUGUGUUGACAGAUUUUGAUGCCCGCUUAUCUGAUCCACCUUUUUUUUUCUUUCCUUUUAAAAACACUUCAACUCUUUCCCUAUAAAGUGAUUUAUUGGAUUUAUUUUAUUGGAUGCUCACAGUUUUAGAAAAGUAUGCCUUCCAGCAAAAAAAAAAAUAACUCACAUUUUAGGUUUACAUAAAAAGUUUAUCUCUAUAUCAUAUAUUUUGAUUCCACAACUUUAUUCCUGUGAGUAUCAGGAAUCCUGUCGUCCAAUUUACAUCUAAAAACACAUAAAAGACAAAGAAUAUGUCUGAAUUCCCUCCCUAACAACCGUCUAGUGCCGUGGGUUUCAAAAGUAAUUGGAAACCAUCCUCACUACAUGUUUUUAAUGGCAAAGAUGACAUCACCGAUUUUCUGAAGAAAAAACAUAAAAAUAUUUAUGAAUAUAUUGUGUUCUGAAGAUAUGAACUUGGAUGAUUCAUAAAAAGCUAAAAUAAAGGUAAAAUUCAGUUGAGUUCAAAUAAAA